Molecule: messenger RNA, 6534 nt
Organism: Dunckerocampus dactyliophorus (ringed pipefish)
Lineage: Eukaryota; Metazoa; Chordata; Actinopteri; Syngnathiformes; Syngnathidae
Gene: eif2ak3
Product: eukaryotic translation initiation factor 2-alpha kinase 3
Exons: 18
Coding region: 220-3579 (1119 amino acids)
Biological process (GO): protein phosphorylation
Molecular function (GO): protein kinase activity; protein binding; ATP binding
Source: RefSeq, a predicted model, not a curated record
AAACAAGGCGGGGCUUAAAUCGUAACCCCGGCGAGUCUUGCGUCAACUAUAAAGGCAAUAACAUCGUGUUAGAAGGACUCUGUGUAAUUACACAGAGAACUUAACACAAGGUAACUUUCGGGCACACUGUGCCCCCGUUUUUUUUACUCGUACCUUAGCGUGUUUUACACUUUUUGACCUAAUUCGUAUGGUAAGAUUUACACGGCCAGUGGCAUGUAAAUGUCAUGGUUCACUAAUGUGCCAGUCUUACAAAUGGAAAGGGGGCUUCACUUUGGAAAGGUGAGCAUUUCCCUGCUGCUCCUGCUGCUGCUCAAAGUGCUCAUCGGGCUCGGCUCUUCGCACAUCCAGGGCUCCGCAGCCAUCGCCAGGAGGGAGCCCCAGCUCGUCGGCCGGGGCUCGGGCACAACCCCGGUGGACGAUGGAGACAACGUCAUGAAGCUCCACCUGGAAAAGGUUGUCGGUGCUACGGCCAUAGCGGCAGCAGACGUGACCGUGGAGGACGACGAGGCUGUGGAGACCGAAGAGACUUUGGGAGGAAGUCAUGGAGACGUCCCCGUCAGGAGGUCUCUUGUGAUCAUCAGUACUCUGGAUGGGCACAUCUCCGCUCUGGAUCCUCACAACCAAGGUCGGAAGCAGUGGGACCUGGACGUCGGCUCAGGGUGCCUGGUGUCCUCCAGCCUCAGCAAACCUGAGGUGUUUGGCAAUAAGAUGGUCAUCCCAUCACUGGACGGUGCCUUGUUCCAGUGGAAUCGUGACAGGGAGAGUAUGGAGGCAGUGCCUUUCAGCGUGGAGUCCCUGCUGGAGUCGUCCUACCGCAUCGGAGAUGACACUGUCCUGGUCGGGGGCAAGUCCCUCACUACUUACGGUCUGGGGACCUACAGUGGCAAACUGCGGUACAUCUGCUCUGCGGUGGGCUGCCGCCACUGGUGCGAAGAUGAGCUGGACGGCGAAGACGUGCUCCUGCUCCAGAGGACUCAAAAAACUGUCCGAGCCAUUAGGCCACGCUCAGGAACGGAGAAAUGGAACUUCAGUGUUGGAAACUUUGAGCUGAAGCUGGUUCCAGAGGCCAAGUCCACUAUCAGCUUCCUAGAAGGAGAAGUUGCCAAUGGCAACUCCUGGAGUGAGCAUCAGCGAAUCAUCUCUGAGGAGUCCAAAGAACAGGAGCGGGCGGACCACAAGAAAAAUCAUAACCUGGACCUGGUCAUCAAAGUGUCUGUUCCCGACUGGAAGGUCAUGGCCUUCAGCACCGAGCCUGAUGGACAGCUGGUGUGGGAGCAUCAGUUCUGCACACCCAUUGCCUCGGCCUGGCUGGUGGGAGGAGGGAAAGUCACACCAAUAAGCCUGUUUGAUGACACCGCCUACAGCAACCAGUCAGAAACUGAUGAGGAAGAGGAUGACGACAAUCCGGGCAAAUCCAAAGAUGCUUCAGCGUCCAGCGUUUACCUGGGGAUGUUCCAGGGCCAACUCUACCUCCAGUCCUCAGUGAGGAUUUCUGAAAAGUUCCCUUCUAAAGCCAUCGGAUCCGAGAAAGAUAUUAUUCCACUUCCCAUUGUCAAAUGGAAGCCUCUCAUCCAUUCCCCGUCUCGGACUCCAGCCUUGGUCGGCUCCGAUGAGUUCGACAAGUGUCUGAACAAUGACAAAUUCUCUUAUGAUGAAUACAGCAAUGGAGCCCUGUCUAUACUGCAGUAUCCUUAUGAUAACGGUUAUUACUUCCCCUACGGCAAGAGGUACCGGGGUAAGCGGGACAGCGCCGUGAGCGUGAUUAAAAGAAGCGGGUCGCGCGCCGACAACGGCAGGAAAAAAGACCCGGUGCUGCUGCUGCCCUGGUGGAAGGAGAUUCUUGGCACCAUCGUCUUUUGCAUCGCCGCCACCACCUACAUCGUACGCAAGUUCUUCCACCCUCCUGCGCCUGUGGCCUACAUACGGCAACGCAAAGAGUCAGAGACGCAGUGCCAGACUGACAGCAAGUUUGACCUUGAGGUUGUUGAAGCAAAGGAACCGGUCACUGCGGAGACGCGUUCCAGCGAAUACGUGUCCAGGUACCUGACUGACUUUGAGCCGGUGCAGUGUCUGGGCCGCGGGGGCUUUGGCGUAGUGUUUGAAGCUCGCAACAAAGUGGACGACUGCAACUACGCCAUCAAAAGGAUCCGUCUGCCCAACAGGGAGCUAGCGCGUGAGAAGGUGAUGCGGGAGGUGAAGGCGCUGGCCAAGCUGGAGCAUCCUGGGAUCAUUCGCUACUUCAACGCCUGGCAGGAGAGUCCCCCCGAGGGCUGGCAGGAGGAGAUGGAUCAGAGGUGGCUGAAAGACACCAGUGCCACUGACUGGCCGAUGAUGAGCUUCCUUGACAACAUGGAGGCACUGUCAGUCAAAGUGCCAGUGUCCAGUUCAGUGUCACCCACCAGCGGGUCGGAAGGAGGUGCUCUGGAGCCGUCUGUCAACGGGCAUCAUCCGCUUCUCUCCAGCAGCUCCAGAGAGGCUGCAGGCUUCAGCAUGAACGGAGACCUGUCUUUCCACCCCGUGCUGGGCCACGACAGCCUGAUGUCGGAGCGGGACAGCCAGGCCGACCCGGAGGCCUCGGAUACUCCAGAGUCCUUCGAGCUAUGCCCCCCGCGCGGGCCGAGCGACUGCACCUCCUCCUCCUUUGACAUCGUCUUUGAGGAUUCGGGAUGCGAUGGGGAUGCAGAUGCCGAGACGGACUCGGCCUCUAGUGCCGCCCAUCCAGACUCGGCCAACGUGGAGAAGAACGGUUCAUCUUCCUCACACACCAAACAGCAGGAAAACUCUCACCCCUCCUCAUCAUCACCUCCUCGGCCCACCUCUCUCGCACUGGCGCUCCCCUCGUUUCCUCCGAGCCAGCGAGCACAACCUUCUCCCAAGGUGUACCUGUACAUCCAGAUGCAGCUGUGCCGCAAGGAGAACUUGAAGGACUGGAUGGCUCAGCGGUGCCUCCCCGAGCAGAGGGAGCACAACCAGUGUUUGGACAUCUUCCUCCAGAUCGCGGAGGCUGUCGACUUCCUGCACAGCAAGGGCCUCAUGCACAGGGACCUCAAGCCCUCAAACAUUUUCUUCACCAUGGACGACGUGGUGAAGGUGGGGGACCUGGGUCUGGUGACGGCCAUGGAGCAGGAGGAGGACGAGGACGAGCACGAGCACAGCGCCUUGACGCCCGCCCCGCUCCUCACCCGCCACACGGGCCAGGUGGGCACCAAGCUCUAUAUGAGCCCCGAGCAGCUCUCUGGACACUCGUACUCGCACAAGGUGGACAUUUACUCUCUGGGUCUGAUCCUGUUUGAGCUGCUCCACCCUUUUAGGACCCAGAUGGAGAGAGUAAGGACGCUCACUGAGGUGAGAGCUCUUCACUUCCCAGAGUGCUUCUCCAAAAACAACUUUCAAGAGCUGAGCAUGGUGCGCUCCAUGCUGUCGCGGAGCCCCAGCGAGCGCCCCGAGGCGGCCGACAUCACCGGCACUCCUCUCUUCCAGGAGCUGGAACUCCCCUGCCGGCUGGCCAUCAGGCAGCGGUCCCGCACCUACAGCGCCUCGUCCGCGGGCCGCCCCGCCCGCCAGACGUCGGCCACCUGACCUGUGAAACCACCGCACCUCCAGGGCAUGACAAGCGUGCAGGACAUCCCCUUGCAAGAUUCCCGCACACUUGGCAAACACGCGAGCUGUUUCCGCACCGUCAAGUCUGGUCACACUUUAGCGUGUGUGAUUAUUUCCCAGUCAACGCAGAGCUUACCUACUUGAUUUAGCAACGUGCGGAUGAUUCUCGUCGUCCACUGCCGCCGCCUGAGUUACCGUCCACUGAGCCUGAAUGGAAUAUUGGUUUUCUGACAGAAUUGGCUAAGAUGCCAUGUUGGCGCACAAUCCAACAUGAGCCAUGCUUCACGCACCCAUGCUACACCUCAGGUAUGACGACCACGAGGAGAGGCCUUCACUGAUGAUGAUGAUGAUGCUUGACCAUCCAGUCUGGUGCAAGCACAGCCAAUAUGCCUGAUGUGGAACACCAAAAAAGACCCUUUGAUUUAUGAUUUACUUUUAUAAAUCAUGUUGUAUUGCAUAGAGAGGAGUUUGUGGAUCAAGUCCUGUCUGAUUUGCCUUUAGACUGAAUGAUUGCUGGGCCUGCUGCCUCAUGAAGGGAGACUUUGUUUCUGUAUCUCCAAGCCAGGACUUUUUCUCACUUUUGACCGAGGUGCACAAUCACUUCUUCAUUCCCACGCAGCCCCGCGCCUCAUCUUUCUUCUUUUGUGUACAUAGACGCGAUGGCAGCCAGCCUUCGCCUUGAAGUAAGCUGUAAAUAAAUAGUCUAAGGCCGGAGCCAAGCGGAGAUGAUCACUGAAUGUCGCAGCUUGUCGCAGCGUGACCUCUCGAGCGCACAUUCGCACUUGCAUAGCAGUUCGAACUUGUUAUCAGCGUUUCCACGCAGCGGGGUGGCGACUGGAAGGGACAUUAAGCGGCACAAAAUAUGCUCAUGCCCACAAGAAUGCAAAUAUUUUUCAAAAACGCAAAAUUGUACUUUUGUUUUUGAGCUCUUCCCUUAUGGUUAGAGCUAGAGCACCCCCUGCCGCUUUGCAUACAUCAACUUGUGAUUGAUUUUCAUUUGAUUUUUUUAAUGCUCCAUGUGCCACUGGGUUAAUGGUGGUUGGUGUUGUGACUUUAACUAUGAUUACUGUAUUAUUUCUAAUACCCUCAUAUGUGGACAUGGCCUAAAGUACCACGGAGCUUUAGGGCCACACUGAAACAGAAACUGAAACAGAAGAAAGAGUUCAAUGAUGAGCGGGAAAAGUUGUUAUUUUCACAAUAUCACUUUGUUAGUUUUCACUGGAAUCUCCUAAUAUGACUUUUGUUGUUAUAUUAUGACUUAUUUAUCAAAGGAUAACAGCUUUUUUCCCCCCGUAAUAUUAUGGCAACUUUAAUCAUCCAAAAAUAAGUUUUUUUUUCCCGUAGUAUUAUGACUUUUUUCCCAUAAUAUUACGACUUUAUUGUCAUAUUAUGACUUUAUUCAUCCAUUUUUUUCCCAUAUUAUGACUUUAUUGUAAAAAUAUGACGACUUUAUCCAAAAAUAACAUUUUUUUUCUUUUAAAACAUUUUUCAUAAUAUUACAACUUCAUUGUCAUGAUAGUGCAACUUUUUAUCAUUCAAAAUGAACAGAUUUUCUUAUAAUAGUACUAUUUUUAAAGUAACUCUUUCCUGCUUUAUGACUUUAUGGCCAUAAUAUUAUGACGUUAUCGUCCAGAAAACAGCUUUUUUUUCUCUCAUAUUGCUUUCAUUGUUAUAUUUAUUCAUACAAAUAACAGCUUCUUUUUUUAAACCAUAUUGCCUUUUCCCCAUAAUAUUAUCACUUUAUUGUAAUAUUAUGACUUAGUUCAUCCCAAAAUACAUUUUUCUAAUGUCAUAUUGCGUCAUUUGUUUACAAAUAACAGCUUUUUUUUGGUAGUAUGGCUUUCUUGUUGUAAUAUUACAACUUGAUGCAUCUAAAAAUAUUUUUUUCAUAAUGUUUUUUUUAUAUGAUGUUAUUGUCGUAAUAUUAUGACUUUAUUCAUCCAAAAAUCACAGCUUUUUUCAUGUUUUUUUUUCUGUAAUGACUUUAUCGGUGUAAUAUUACCACUCUUUUCAUCCGAAAUGACAGCCUUUUUCUCGCAAUAUCAUGACUUUGCCCGCAAAGUUACACGCUUCUCGUAAAAAUCAUUUCUGUAAUUCUAUGACUUUCCAGUCGUGUUGUUAUUUUUCUCUUCGGUGUGGUUCUCGUCACGCUUCACGUGUACAAGUAAGCUCCGCCCCAUCCAGCCGUCAUCCCCCCCCCCGCAGUGAUCUGCACUUAGUAGACAAAGUGAAGCCCCCUCUGCAGAGGGUGCGGAGUGGACCUGAUGUUGGUGAUGUGAUCCAAGUGCUGAGAGUCACAUGACUUGACAGUCACGUGCUUCAAUGAUUGUAAUUUUCUACAGAUCCGUGUUUUGGAUAAGAACAGUUCUUUUUUUAUUUUCUUAUUAGCGACAGGAGAUGGAGGCGGGGUUUCGUGAGGUCCAUCCACUGAGCCUUCCCAAGGACGAGCCCUUGUUUAGAAGAAGCUUCUGUAAAGCAAAGCGACCUCCAGCCAGGCACAACGUUGUGGACAAUCACACCACAAGUUAGUCGUCAUCCAUGAUUCCACGGCCUUUCUUCCACGCUAACUGAACAGCAAACGGGAGGUUUCAUCAUGCUCUGUUCAAAUGAUGACGUUCUCUCGUGACGUUCCUGUCCAUACUGAAUUGUAAAUAUGUUCAUUUGUUUUUAUUUGUUACCAUGCCAUUGAUCAAUCCAUUUUGGGUUGGCGUUUAAUAUGAAUGGAAUUUGACUUCUUACAAGUCUGACUUUAAUAAAACUGUUGGAAACACGCACUGUCGUCCUUCAUGUGCACACGUACUCCAAGGAAAAACACACUAAACAUAACGUAACCUCAGAUCUUCUUGUUUUUUUUUUAAAAUAACCUUGCUAUACUUUAACUAUUUUUGUAGUUGGAAAUAAAGACUUAUGUUUUGUAGUCAUGGGAAUGCAGCC